AUGCGCUAUGACAAUCCGCGAGUCCUGCUCUGUGCUCACAUGCGCCAUUUGAUUUCUUGCCCGGCCGCCAUUAAAUCUUCAGCUGGGGAAAUCAAACGAUUGCUGGGCGUGCUCAACCAAGCGCGGCGGGCGUUCGUCUCAUUGGAGCGACCGGUCGAGGCGUGGGAUGAUUGGUUCGUCCACUUGCUCGUUAGCAAGUGGGACGCCACGACACGGAUGUACUGGGAGACGUCACUCUUGGACUCGCGCGACUUUCCGACGUUUCGGCAAUUACAGGUCUACCUAGAGAACCGGGUGCGCGCUCUGGAGGCGGCUAGGGUGGACGCCCCCCUUCCGCGAGGAGGACCGGGUGCGGGUGCGAAGUCCGCAGCUAAGGCCACGCGCGUUGCAUGCAACACAACCGUGACUCCGAAAACAAAGGCGAAGACGUGCUCUCUCUGCUCGGGUGCGCACGCACUGACGUUCUGUCCCAAAUACAAGGCAUUGCCUGUUGCUCAACGCGCAGAACAGGUGAAAAAACUUGGCGCGUGUUUGAACUGCGUGAAACCUGGGCAUCGGGCGGAUUCUUGCCCGGCCAGGGGUCGUUGCUUGGUGUGUGGCGCGAAUCACCACACUACCCUGCAUGGGCUUGGUUUCGGGCAGUCCGGAGGCACCACCAGGGACCAACCACGAGGGACGGAGGACUGUCGCCGACGCUAA
Solenopsis invicta (red fire ant) is the source of this 699-nucleotide messenger RNA. RefSeq lists its product as uncharacterized. The transcript has a single exon. The record is from RefSeq and is a predicted model, not a curated record. Lineage: Eukaryota; Metazoa; Arthropoda; Insecta; Hymenoptera; Formicidae. Gene Ontology annotation, molecular function: nucleic acid binding; zinc ion binding. The coding region runs from base 1 to 699 and encodes 232 amino acids.